AUGCUGUCGACACCCCGCCCAGCUUCCUCUAGCUCAAGAACCAACAGAGUGUUUCAAGAACUGCAAGAAAACUUAGAAAGCAUUCAAAAAGAUUUGGAAAACACAAAGGCACAACUCCAAACGGCUAAAGAGAACAAGGAACAAUUUGAAAAAGAGAAUGAGGAAUACAUCGAAUCCAACAAGAAGCUUAGAUCAGAUAUCCAAGAAGUGAUGCAAAUAUUAGAGUCCAAGCAACAGCUGUUGGAUUCUACCAAACAAACAUAUGUAAGCACGGAAAAUAAAGUCAAACAACUCAAGGACGAAGCCAUGGCAGCUAGAAAGGAGUUGGAUGACCUGAAACGGAGAGAGCACACGAUUGAGAAGGAAUGUCGCACAAUUCAAUUACAAAAGGAAAAGCAAUUGCAGCAGCAAAAGACAUUUGAACAAUCUGUAGCACAAUCACAGGCUGAGUUCGAUAAAGAGAUACAAGCUUUGGAGCUAGAGUUAGCCUCUGUUCAACAGAGUGUCCAGGAUGUCAAGGAAAAAGAUGUAGCUAAAGAAGUACAGCAGAUGGUGGAGAAACAAGCCAAGGAAAGAGAGGUGCUGAUCCAAGAUUUCGAAAAGGUGCACAAGGAGAUCGAAGCAAACAACCAAGAGUUUAUCCAGCAAGUUAAGCAAGAACUGAUGGCUUUGAUGAAGCAACUGCCAGUUGAAGAAGAGCAAUCGCUAGAAUCAGAAGUUGUCAAUUGCAAAGAUGAUGUUGAAAGUUUGAUUGCUCGCAUUAAAUCCAGUGCUGCAGUUUCAAUAAACGAGUAA
Molecule: messenger RNA, 795 nt
Organism: Mucor velutinosus
Lineage: Eukaryota; Fungi; Mucoromycota; Mucoromycetes; Mucorales; Mucoraceae
Exons: 2
Coding region: 1-795 (264 amino acids)
Source: RefSeq, a predicted model, not a curated record